This is a messenger RNA of Loa loa (African eye worm), 1962 nucleotides long. Its product is annotated as guanylate cyclase. Gene Ontology annotation, molecular function: ATP binding; guanylate cyclase activity; protein kinase activity. Gene Ontology annotation, biological process: cGMP biosynthetic process; protein phosphorylation; receptor guanylyl cyclase signaling pathway. The record is from RefSeq and is a predicted model, not a curated record. NCBI's taxonomy places the organism in Eukaryota, Metazoa, Nematoda, Chromadorea, Rhabditida, Onchocercidae. The transcript has 15 exons. Bases 1 to 1962 code for a protein of 653 amino acids.
AUGCUAUAUUUAUUGAUUGUAUUAUAUUUGGCAAUUGUAAGUAUACAAAAACGAAUCAUACGAGUUGGACAUUUAUUACCACCUAAUCCAAUCAUUGCAAAUGAAGCGGAUGUCCUUCGAAUUUGUGCAAAUGAUCUUCACAUGCGCAAUAUUUUACCGCCUAAUUUAACAAUAGAAGUAAUUACGAUGGAAUCAUGCAAAGACUUUAGCGGUGUUGAAAAUGCAGCAUAUUUGCAUUAUAUGAAAAAUGUUACAGUAUAUUUUGGACCUGGUUGUAAUGAAGAAAUUAUAGUAAUUAGUCGAUUAGCUAAACGUUGGAAUAUUCCAAUAAUAGCACAUUUAUCUGGUGAUGAUGCACUUGCUGAUAAGACAAUAUUUUCAACACUUGGAUCUGUUGCACUUACAUCAGCAAUUGAAAUGGCUCGAGCAACAUUUACAUAUAUUAAGUUAAACAAAUGGCAAAUGAUUGGUAUUGUACGACCAACGAUUCAUUUCGAUAGUCUUUCGGUACAUUCUCUGGUACAAUUAGUGAAAAAUGAUACUGAUGUUAAGAUUAAUAUCGUAAUCGAAAUUGAUCCAUUGGCAUCUAUCGAAGAAAUCUUGCGAAGCAGAAAACUUGAAAAACUUCGAAAUUCUGCACGAAUAAUUGUGGUCGAAUUGGGUUUGGAUCUUAAUGCUUGUACCAAUUUUAUGUUAGCAGUUUUAGAAGCUAAUAUGAAAAAUGCCGAAUACGUAUAUAUUCUACCAUGGCUUUCUCAUACGGUUGAUUACUUUCCAUGGGAAAUAAUACAUAACAAAGAUAGUCAUUUGGUAAAACAGGCCUAUGAAAAUACAAUUGUAAUGACAGCCCAAGGUUAUGAUCGUAAAUUAGUUCAAAAUUUUGCGCACAAAUUUUCAAACGAAACAGGUCAUAUGGCUUCUUCACAUUAUGCAACACUUGUUUAUAUGUCAUUAUAUGAUGCAUUAUUCCUAUAUGGCCUUGCAUUACGUGAUGCAUAUGAUAUAACUGGUAAUGAUUACAUUAACAAUAAUGGAUCAUUAAUUUGGCAAAAAAUGACUAAUCGCCAAUUUUCAGGUAUGACUGGUCAGGUAUUAAUUGAUAAUGAAGCAGUUCGAAUACCAAGUUAUAUUACAUAUCAAGUAUGUAAUGGUAGUUUACGAACUGUUGUUGAACUGGAAGCAAAACUUGGUGAUCCGGCAACAUGUAGCCUACAAAAAGGAGAUUGUUCGCUGCAUGUACCACAUGAAAUUUUGACAAAUUAUUGGUUGACAGAAGACGGUAAAGUACCAUUGCAUAUGCCAUCGUGUGGAUAUGAUGGAAGUUUAUGCGAUUAUACGAAAUAUAUAUUAGCUGGUGCUUCAGCAAUCCUUUUACUUCUUACGAUUGCCAUUAGUUAUUUCAUAUACAUUAAUGGAAAAGAAAAACGACUUUAUGAUAUGACAUGGCGUAUUGCUCGUGAAUCAGUUCGUCUAUUAGAUUCCGUUACUGAUCGUACAAUUAAAUCAAUGGAAACUAAUGAAUCAUUAAUUAGCAAUGAAUCAAAUACAAAUGAAAAGAUUCCAAUGGAACGUGCAAUGUGUAACGGUGUUAAAUUAUCAGUUCGUCGAUAUCGUCAAGUACGAAAUAUUACAUUUCCAAAAAAUGAAUUACAAAUUUUAAAACAGUUGAAAAUGUUAGAAAAUGAAAAUUUGAACAAAUUUUAUGGAAUUUGCUUCAAUCAACAAAAUGAAUUGCUAAUCCUUUGGACAUUUGCUACACGUGGAAGUCUUGAAGAUAUUAUUUUUAACGAUGAAAUGAAACUUAAUCAAAAUUUUCUAUUUUCAUUUGCUAAAGAUGUUGUCAAGGGUGUAUUUUUUCUACAUUCAUCACCAGUACAGUAUCAUGGCUUAUUAUGCUUACAAAAUUGUCUUGUUGAUUCACAUUGGACAAUUAAAUUAACUGAUUUUUGUACGGAAGACUGA